Messenger RNA from Penaeus monodon (black tiger shrimp), 912 nucleotides. RefSeq lists its product as uncharacterized. The transcript is spliced from 2 exons. Bases 472 to 804 code for a protein of 110 amino acids. The record is from RefSeq and is a predicted model, not a curated record. Lineage: Eukaryota; Metazoa; Arthropoda; Malacostraca; Decapoda; Penaeidae.
UGUUUACAUCUGCUCGGGGGCGAGGUAUUUGACAUGUGCAUAAACCAUCAUCAUGGAGAGAACAUCUAAACUAACUUUAAUACUUUGAGUGCAGUGAACAUAAGACUAAUUAAUGGACACUGAACUUAAUCCAGAACCAGGAGAAAAACCUGGAACUCAAAAUGAAAAUGGUUUACGAUUCCCAAUCAAAUUGAAGACCAAGAGAAAACAGUGACAGCGAACAAGAUCCAAAUCCCAAGCAUCCAAGAAAACACGAAACCGGCAGGAACAACGUGGAAGCACAACCGAUCACACCCGAUGACCCAACAAUUAACAGGCAAGAUAACCCUAAUGUUAUCAUAAUAAGCUUAACAGAGGAAACAAAAUCUUCAAACUUCAAUAAUCCAAUAAAACUAACGGAAUCAAUAAACAAAUCUGAAUUCCAAAAAUAUAUAAUUGAAGACUCCUUAAGUAAACAGCCAGCCUCCAGUAAUGCUGCGUUCGGAACUCCUCGUCCAACUAGUUGGACAAGUUGGACAAGAUGUUUUGACCGUUCGGAACCUCUACUUUCUCGUCCUGGACAAGUUGUCCAUCUCGUCCAACUCGCCCUGGUUCGCAGCGGGGCUACCAGGACGAGAUGACGUCACAAAGGCGUUUGUUUACAAACAGAGAUUAUGGCAGUCGUCGAGAAAAUUGUUGUGUUCAAAGAUCACGAUAAUAAUUAUUGGCUGGAUGCAGAUGGUUCAGUGCCAUUCCCAGAAAAUUCGGUGGUGUACCGUAGAAGCACCGAUUUUCCUGAGAGGUAUUUUGCAGGCCAGGAGUUAACAGUGGAAUGGGCUCUCGAGUGGCUACCACGGUGAGUUGGGUUGUGUUUUGGUUUACUAUAUACUUUCCUAUAGAAAAAAAAAAAAAAAAAAAAAAAAAAAAAAAAAA